Symphalangus syndactylus (siamang) is the source of this 268-nucleotide messenger RNA. RefSeq names its product intraflagellar transport protein 122 homolog. The record is from RefSeq and is a predicted model, not a curated record. Lineage: Eukaryota; Metazoa; Chordata; Mammalia; Primates; Hylobatidae. Gene Ontology annotation, cellular component: non-motile cilium; intraciliary transport particle A. Gene Ontology annotation, biological process: protein localization to cilium; non-motile cilium assembly; intraciliary retrograde transport.
CACUGGGGUUUGUGUCUGACAAAUGGGAGUGCAGACUUUCUCCAGAGAGCUGGGAAUUGACAGUUCUCUCACCCUGCAGGUGGUCGGCUGCCAGGACGGCACCAUUUCCUUCUACCAGCUUAUUUUCAGCACAGUCCAUGGGCUCUACAAGGACCGCUAUGCCUACAGGGAUAGCAUGACUGACGUCAUUGUGCAGCACCUGAUCACUGAGCAGAAAGGAACCAAACGCCAACGGUGUGGCCUGGAACACCAAGCAUGAGGACAUGCU